Messenger RNA from Cololabis saira (Pacific saury), 2857 nucleotides. It is a transcript of the gene vtna, whose product is annotated as vitronectin a. Gene Ontology annotation, biological process: cell-matrix adhesion; cell adhesion mediated by integrin; immune response. Lineage: Eukaryota; Metazoa; Chordata; Actinopteri; Beloniformes; Belonidae. The transcript has 8 exons. Gene Ontology annotation, molecular function: extracellular matrix binding; scavenger receptor activity; polysaccharide binding. The record is from RefSeq and is a predicted model, not a curated record. The coding region runs from base 23 to 1675 and encodes 550 amino acids.
CCGCUGACACACCAGAGGCAACAUGAAGCUAUGGGUUUUCCUGCUGCUCGGCCUGCUCACUGAGGCUUUUGCUGCCGAUGAGUCCUGUCUGGGCCGCUGUGAAAACGGCUUUGACUCUCAGAUGAAGUGCCAGUGUGACUCCAUGUGCAAGUAUUACAAGAGCUGCUGCUCCGACUUUGAGACCAUCUGUGGUAUGAUGACUCGUGGAGACACGUUUGUGAUUGCAGAAGAUGAUGACGACUCGCCUGGAGCCACCACUCCAUCUCCUAGGCGUUCGACGGGUGACCAGUCUUCCACAGUCGUUGGCCAUCAGCCGAAGACCACCCGGCCCUCUGUCCAAGACUUCAACCCCAGGACUCAUCAACAUCGAGAGAGCUCUCUUCAAAUGACCAGACCCCCGAGACUGAACACUGAGAAGGUCACACCUCCUUCAAACACGGUACCCCCCACCACAGCUGAAGCUUCUCCGACUGAUCCAACAGCCGAGACCACCACCGUUCCCGUCACGACAGGCACCACCGAACCCCCAGACCCAGAUGCAAAAGCCUGCAGCGGCACGCCUUUUGACUCCUUCCUGCAGCUUAAAAAUGGCUCCAUCUAUGCCUUCAGAGGGGACUACUUUUUUGAGCUGGACCAGAAGGCGGUCGUUCCUGGUUAUCCUAAGCUCAUAAAAGACGUGUGGGGCAUCAGAGGGCCCAUUGAUGCUGCAUUCACCCGCAUCAACUGUCAGGGGAAGACCUACAUGUUUAAAGGAAACAAGUACUGGAGGUUUGAUGACGGCGUGCUUGAGGAGGACUACCCUCGAGAUAUCAGCGUUGGCUUUGACAAGAUUCCUGAUCACGUGGAUGCAGCGUUUGCCCUACCUGCUCCUGGUCACCACGGGAAAGAGAAAGUCUACUUUUUCAAAGGGGACCAGUACUACAUGUAUGAGUUUGUCCACCAGCCAUCCCACGAAGAAUGUGUUGACAUGACUGCCAGGUCUCCGUCUACACUGUUCAGGCACUACACAGACGUAUACUCCAGCAACUACGAGCGAUUCUUCAGCGAGCUCUUCUCUGACUUGCCACAGCAUCAUGACAAGCACCACUUCAUUAACAAAGACUGGAAGGGCCUCAAGUCUCCAGUGGAUGCUGCCAUGACUGGAAGAAUCUAUGUGCCUUCCACGAGGCCGUCCCGCCGCUACGACUACAGGGCCGACCACCAGUGGGGUCAGCAGUACCAGCAGAACGGAUGGCAGAGGCGUCAAAGGCGCUCGCCGCCGUUCUGGGGGUCGAUGGCUGAGCAGGGCAUGAACAUGGGCCAGGACUUUGCUCAGAGGGGGAUGGAAAUGGGCUUGAGACUGGCAGAGAAGAGGAUGGAAUUGGAGGAAAGGCUUGGACGAGACUGGGACAGGGGGUGGGAUCGAGACUGGGACCGGCGGUACGAUCAAGACUACGACCAGUACAGGCGGUGGGAUCGCUACAACCGGAACAACAGAGGGAACUAUGAUUCCAGAGAUGAGAGGUUCUUCACGCCGGACAUGCCCAUACAGAGCGUCUACUUCUUUAAAGGAGAUAAAUACUACAGAGUGGACCUCAGGACUAAGAGAGUUGAUCCCGGCAUGCCAUCAUACCCCAGAUCCAUCGCCAAGUACUGGCUCGGCUGUUCAGGCACCACAGGGGCAGAGAAGAAAUAGCUUCACAUAUUUUAAUUCAUCUUUUUGGUUCUGUUUUUCUGUGUGUGUUUGUGUGUGUGUUUACUGGGGCUAAAGUAGUGUAUAAUGAAAUCAUUUUGACUACAGGUGCACUAAAUAUGUGAAGUGACACACAUACCACGCUUCUCAUCGACUUUAGCAAACAUCAGCGAUCAGCAGAAGUCCACAUGGCCAAAGUUCAACCGCCUGAUGCGCUAAACUGUUAUCUCAUUGGCUCCAAACAUCAGUUGAGCAAUUUUAUUAGACAUAACCACAGUAAAAUCACACUAAAAUUAAAAAAAAAAAAAGAAGCAGCUUAGAGUAAAAACAUUGCCGUAAUCGUGAAUGUUAUCUAAAUCCUGCUUCAUAAAUGUACUUUUUCCCCUCAUUAUUAAUUAUUAAUAUGUAUGCAGUGAAAAUAUGCCAUAAAAGACUGCAGUUACAUGUUGUUAUUGCAACAGCAGUGCCUUAUGACUGGUGGGUCGAUGCUCUUUGAAAUCUUUACUUUAGGCUGUCAUCACGGUGGCAUGCCUUCCUCACUUCUGGUGACUUUUACAGCAGAACUCAUCUAUACUACACAGUGACGCCUGUUGAGUUUUAAUUGACCGAUGUUAAAGGAUGUCCUGAUUUUGAGUGAGUUUGAUCACAAAUUCACAAUCUGUUUGAGCCAUGACUAAUGAACCUUUUUCUCACGCUCAAAAAAUAUGUAUGCAAACCGGUUCAUCACGCGCUGAUCUGAUACCUUCUUCAUAAAUAUUUCGUCAGGUGUUUCUAUCAUACUGGAGCCCUCCAUUAGUGCUAUAUGCUCCUAGUUUAUCUGCUUAUACUUAGCGAGGAAAGCACAUCCACAUAUUAAAGUACUUGUAUUUAUCCCAUUUGUGACAUGCAGCCAUGAAGUAAAUAAAAAAGAUGAUCCUAUGUAAUAGAAAACACAUGUGAUUCCUGGAUUUUUCUGACUCAUUUAUCUUUAAAUUUAAUAUAAACACACUGCUAUCUAUAUCCUUUAUAACACAGCAAUACAUCUAAUUGCAUUAACUGGAUUUAAACAUAAAACUUUAUUACAAAAGCACCAUCAUUUUCUUUAAGUCAUUUGCUCAUAGAGGUUUACCAUUUGUGCCUGUAAAGUUAUUCCUGCAGAAUAAUAAACAUGCAGGUUUGUUGCCGUCAGACCUGCUGACUUGUUAA